AUGAUCGACAAGUACGUGGUCGUGAAUCUGCACUUGGGAGAGCGAGAUUGCCCAGUAUGCCUUUACGUAGCCGGAAUUGGACGCAACAGCAUCAUUCUGGGCUUCCCCUGGCUUAAAGAGUUUGACCCGAUUAUUUCGUGGUCGAACCAGACUCUAUCUUGGCGACCCGAACAGCUCACAGUUAAUCAAGUUGAUCUAGAAGAGGAGCUAAGCACUACGUGGCACGCGUUUUAUGUUAAGCGCUUGCUUAGUAGCUCCAUCCGUGAUAGCAACAAGGUUCAACUCGCAAGAUUAGAGUUGGAAGACGAAUUCUCCAAUAUUUUCUUAGGUGCAGACGAAGAAGACUUCUGCGACCAGACCAAUGACGAUUUGGAUGAAGACACAAUGGAGAUGAGGAUUAGUCAACAAUCUUUAGGAGAUUCCUCCAUCUAUCCUAAAUUAGGAGAAUUCAGUCACGACGAAUCCGCUGAAGGCGAAGUUUCUCCGGACGGCAAAGUUUAUAAGCUGUCUCCGGAAGAGACACAGCUUACCGCCGACUUUAUUAAAGAGCAUGAAGCUAAAGGCUAUAUCCAACCCUCAAAGUCACCACAGGCUUCAUCCUUUUUCUUCGUUGCUAAAGCCGACGGCAAGAAACGUCCUUGCCAGGACUAUCGAUGGCUAAAUAACUGGACCAUCAAAAACGCCUAUCCUCUCCCAAACACGCUUGUUAUUAUGGAUAAAGUUCGCGAUGCACGAUACUUCACCAAAUUUGAUAUUCGAUGGGGAUAUAACAACAUACGCAUCAAGAAAGGCCAUGAAUGGAAAGCCGCCUUCAUUACUCCAUUCGGCCUGUAUGAACCUACAGUCAUGUUUUUUGGACUUUGCAAUUUGCCUGCAACUUUCCAAGCCAUGAUGGAUUCCAUCUUCGCAGUGGAACUGCAAGAAGGAUGGCUAGUCAUCUAUAUGGACGAUAUCCUGAUCUUUUCCGACAACCUCGACUCUCUCGAUGCUUAUACCAUUCGCGUCCUCGAUAAGCUUCAGAAGAAUGAUUUAUUCCUCAAGCCAGAGAAAUGUUCAUUCGCUCAGACGAGCAUUGAAUAUCUCGGACACAUCAUUUCUAAAGGAGUUUUCAAGAUGUCGAAAAAGAAGAUUCAGGCUGUCCUAGAUUGGCCAACACCAACAACGCUUAAGCAAGUACGAUCUUUCGUAGGAUUUGGAAAUUUCUAUCAACACUUCAUCCAAAAAUACUCAGAGGUAACUCGACCCCUAAACGACCUCAUGCGAAAAGAUGUCAAAUUCGAAUGGAAUUCGGAAGCACAGCAAGCUUUUGAAGAGCUUAAAAGACGCUUCACAGAGGAACCAAUUCUCCUUAUUCCAGAUUCAACCAAACCUUUUGCUAUCGAAUCAGACGCUUCAAAGUACGCAUCAGGUGCUGUUUUACUUCAAGACGACCCCGAUGGAAGAAAGCACCCUGUCGCAUUCCUUUCCAAAUCAUUUUCUGCAACCGAACGCAACUACGAAAUUUAUGAUCGCGAGCUUCUAGCUAUCAUUCGCGCUCUAGAAGAGUGGCGACACUAUAUUCAGGGAUCAUCGCAUACAACCACAAUUUAUUCUGACCACAAGAACUUGACCUAUUGGCGACAACCUCAAAACUUGAACCGUCGACAAGCUCGUUGGCACCUUCAACUUUCAGAAUAUGAUCUUAAACUUGUGCAUAUCCCUGGCAACAAAAUGAUUCAAUCCAACACACUUUCACGACGCCCCGACCUCUGUCCAAACGAAGACCAUGAUAACGAAAAUGUCACCAUGCUCUCAGAUGACUUAUUCGUUAAUGUUAUCGAUACAGAACUUCAAAAAGCUAUAGUUGAAUCCGAAGACUAUGAUGAAGACGCAGCUGAUGCUCUCACACGGCUCAAAAGUUCCACCGUGCCGAUAGCUAUCUCCGACGAUUGGACAGUGGAAUAUUUCGACAAUAAACCGCUUCUCUUUUACCAAGGAAAAGCGUACAUCCCUAAAAGUCACGACCUCCGACGCGACAUUGUUCAAAGGCAUCACGACUCAGUUCUAGCGGGACAUCCAGGUGAACUCGAGACUUUCAAUAAAGUCCGAGCUAACUAUUGGUGGCCUGGACUUAGAACCUUUGUUCGGAAUUAUGUUAAAGGUUGCGCAACUUGUCAAGAAUUCAAGAUUGACAGACAUCCCUCGAAACCUUCAUUGGUUGCUAUUGAAGGAUCGAAGGAACUUCGACCAUUCGCACAACUUUCAAUGGACUUCCUCACCGAUCUACCACCGUCUAAUGGAUUUGAUACUAUCUUAUCCGUGGUGGACCACGGUCUUACGAAGGGGGUAGUCCUUAUUCCGACAACGAAGAAAGGUCUCAAAUCUGCUGAUGUCGCUCAACUUUUGAUCGACAAUGUAGUCAAACGCUUUGGAAUACCGACAAAAAUCAUUUCCGACCGCGAUGUUCGAAUGGCAGUCAACUCGUACAAGGAACUUUGGCGACUUCUUGGUACCGAAAUAGCGCUUUCAUCGGCCUACCACCCUAUUACCGAUGGAACCACCGAACGCUAUAAUCAAGAAAUUGAAUGUUUCCUCGCCAUCUUUUGCCUAGAACACCCCGAUACGUGGAGUAACUUUCUCCCUAUCGCGGAGUUUGUGCAUAACGACAGAAGACAUUCUGACCGCGAACACACCCCAUUCGAACUCAUGUUUGGCAUUUCUCCACCUUUCAUCCCUCAAGCAUUCGAAGCUACAAAGUUUGGAGACGUUGAAGAACGACUUCGUGCGCUGGCAACAAUGAGAAAAGAAGCAGUAGAAGCGCAUAUCCUAGCCAAGGACCGUAUCAGCUCCAGGAUCAAGAGCAAAUUUACCCCUUUCAAGAAAGGCGAUCAAGUUUUCUUGUCAACCAAGUAUCUAAAAAUGCUUUGGACUUCGAGAAAACUGUCUCCGAAGAAGGCCGGACCUUUCAAGAUUACAGAGGUACUUGGACCUGUGACUUAUCGAUUGAAACUUCCGCCCCAAUGGAAGAUUCAUAAUGCGUUCCAUGCAUCCCUUCUAUCAUGCUUCGAAGAAACGGAAGAACACGGACCAGCUCACCCUCAUCCCCCACCUGACAUUAUGGAAGAAGAGGAAGAAUACGAACCCGAGGCAAUACUCAAACACCGAGGAAAGAAACCAAUUGAGUACUAUGUCAAAUGGAAAGGCUAUCCACAUGGAGAGAACACGUGGGAAACCGCUUCGCAAUUUACCCACUCACGAAAAUUGCUUCGCGACUAUCAACAAAAGCACAAGCUUCUUUGA
Molecule: messenger RNA, 3279 nt
Organism: Cyclocybe aegerita
Lineage: Eukaryota; Fungi; Basidiomycota; Agaricomycetes; Agaricales; Hemipholiotaceae
Source: the annotation of a GenBank genome assembly